GUGAGCCGGCGGUGGCUGUGCGAGCGGCGAGCGAAAGUCUCAUGUCGUGAUUUUCGGAGGAAAAGUCGAAUUUGGCGCACCUUCGACCUGCUGGAGCGGAGUCUAUGCAGGUGUUACAAUACAAUGGAAGAAAUAUUGAAAAAAGGUGAAGAAGAAGGUCGUCCCAUCGGGCAGGCAAAUCUAGGUUUCUUUAAGACGGACGCCCAGCUAAAUAAAGCAAACGACGUCUUUGUACUUGUCGUCCAUUAUGAUUUUGAAAGCCAAGAAAUUGCUCGAACAGGGAAUCCCCUUGACGUGCAGAACCUGAAGACAUCUUUAGGAAAAAACAGGAACUGCAACUUUCGUGAUCUUAAGUCGCCGGAAAAAAAGGAUUUGCUCGAUUUUCUUGGUGAUCAGGAUAAGCUGUUGCGAUUUUUCUCCUCGAAGGAUCCCCCAGACGUGUUUCUUCUUUUCGUACUUUCUCAUGGAUAUGAAGAUGGCAUCAUUUAUACCGACCACUUGCUUGACAAUCAAACAACGCACGCUCAUUUCACGACGGAUGAAAUCUUUGACUCGAUGAAAAAGUUGACAAGGUUCGAAAAAAGCCUCAAACUGAUCAAUUUCGGCCCCUGUCGUGGGUUAUUGGCCGACUCCAAGUUCAACAGGAAUAUGAACGUGUGUGAAGGGUCGUACAACAACCGUAACUCCUGCAGGAUCACAUUCACUCCAGCAAUCCACAACUUGGUGGUGUUCUAUUCAACUGUCGAAACAACGCUAGCGAACUCAAGUGAACGUGGGUCUUGGUUUGUACAAAAUUACUGCAACUGUUUGAAUCAGACUGAGGAAAAGUCAUUGUUGGAAUUCCUCUCGGUUGUGCAGAACAACGUGCACUUUGCGUCGCGUGCCAUGACUAAUUUGAAAACAAGUGAAUCCCUGGGUCAGACGCCAGAAAUAAAGAUGUUUACUCAAGACCGAGAAUUCUUCAUUUCAAGGACACUGAUUGCUCCAGUGACGCAUCCAAGAACUGAUGGAAAAAUGGCGAAACCAGGGUCAAAAACGACGUAUUCCAAAACAUUCACAAGGAUCUCUGAUGAAGGACAGAACGUUAGAGGUCGAAACGCAUUCAUUUUGUUUGCGCAACAUGGUGCACAAGUGCAAGAACUGGUUAAGGCAGUUCGUAACUUGGACUUUGAGACAAGAUCGUUUCAAUUAAACAAACUCUCUUUGAACUCGUAUUUCACAAUAUGUAGCGAGUUGGAGCAUGACGUCGGCUGCAUUUUGACAUGUAUGUUCGGCGAAGUGAGUGAAAACGAUAAGAAGGAAGUUUGCAUACUUGUCGGCAAAGAGAAGAAACCAAUCACAGACAUUCUGCACAGAUUUGUCGGCCCGAAAAACGCCCAGUGGAUCGGGAAGCCGAAAAUAUUUAUUCUAAUUGAUCAUGAUGCCUUGAAAAGUGACACACAUUUACAAGAGAGAAAGUAUGAAAUAUCGGCUACGAAUCACAGUGGCUGGCUGGUUCUGAUUUUAAAGGAUAAAGAAUUGUUAAAAAAGCUGAUCAGGAUCUUCAAAAGCGAGGAUCUCAAAAAAGGGAAAAGUCUUCAAGAACUUUUGUAUCCUUUGCUAAUUUCUGAAUCAAAGAAGAACACUGUUUUGAUCAACUCCACGCUGCAAUACCUUCUCGACUUCCCCGACUGGCCACGAACUUUUGUCAGUCAAAGUUUCAGUUUGAGGUAUGAUGAAAACUCGACGGUAAAAAUCUUUGAAUUCGAUGAAAUGGUUAGAGAAGCGAAAAAAUCAUUUGAAAAGGGUCAAGUUUUGCUCAUGAGUUCCAUUGCUGGAGCCGGAAAGACGACAGUUCUCAAAGAAAUCACUUACCAACUCGGGAAAUCCGACCCUGACUUGAAAAUUUUGUAUAUCUCGCUGAAGAAGCAUUCGUUUACCAUUUUGGACAAGCCCAGACUCAACCAAUUCCUCGCGCAUGCAACACAUCACUCCACAGACGAUAUCAAAAGGUGGAUUGAAGAGAAAAGGGCCGUUGUUUUCUUUGACGGAUUCGAUGAAAUCUGUCCUAUUCUCAGAGAAAACGUUAUCACAUUGUUCCAUACUUUGAAAGUAAGGCAAGUUCCCAUGUUUAUCGCCACGAGACCCCACGAGGCUGAAAUAAUCAAGGAACGAAUUAACAGCGAAGUACUUGUAGGGGUGGAACCUCUGAACGAAGAAAAGCAAAUCGAGUUCUUGAAGGUUGUAGCUGGAAAGAAUGAAGAAGAAUGCAAACAGUUCAUUAGUGAUUUUGAGGAGAAGGAUAUUUUGGAAAAUCCUUUGCACCUCACAUUGCUAGUCUCCAGCAAAAGCGAAGGAAACUUGUAUCAAAUUUACGCAAAGGUUGUUGAAAAGAAACUUGAGCUGUGCCUUGUGAAGGAUGGAUUAAAUAUUGACGACAAGGCAAAUUUCCCCCUAAAGAUGGCUUUGGCUUUGAGUCAUCUCCAACUGAUUGCUUUGCGCUUCCUGAGGAAUGAGAGCCUGAUUGGACACGGAAUAACUAAGGAAGACUUGGAAAAGAUGAACGAUUACGGCGUUGCGACUGUUCUAGACGGAAGAGUCACUUUUUUGCAUCAAACGUUUGCUGAAUUCUUGGCCACAAAGCAAUUCUUGAAGGAUUUUGAUUCGUCACAAGCAUUGGAUUCGGCGCUGUUCCAAGAUAGCACAUCUGCGCAGUGCAGGAAGUUUUUGGACCUAUUCUACCGCACCCUGGAAGAAGAAGAAGAAGAAACAGAAGACUUAGAAGAUCAUGUGGAAGCUCUUUUAGCUGUUGCAAAAUCCAUUGAACCUGUUAUUUUCUUGAAAAAAAUUGUUGAAGAUAAUCUGAGACAGGUUUUCACAAUGGUUAAGCCCAGAAUUUCGUUUCACGCAGAAUCAAAUGCUUCCAUUUGCAUAGAAACAAGCCCAGAACUGUUGAUGAGUGCAAUCGGCACAGAAGAAAUCGCUGUUCAACUGCUGGAGAUGGGAGUUAUUGAUGAACUUGGCUUAGAACAAAUUUUGCCUGAUUUGCUCCGGAAAAUUGAAGAGAAUAAUGCGGUUAUCAUCCUGGACAAAUUAAGAUUGGAAUUUUCGAAUCUGCCUGACAUGAUUGAUGCCUGCUACUCAAACGUAUCUGAAGCGAGCAAAAGGCUGAUGAAAGUAGGAUUUGCAGCAAUUCGAAAAGAUUUUGACAUACUCCUCGAUUUGCUUAUCCAGAAUGGAAUUCGUGCUGUUGAUGCAUUUGAAGAAGAAGAAAACAGUCUCUUUAUGGCUUGCAGAUAUGGAAGUGUCAAGUGCUUGAGAAUUCUGCUCAAACACGGAGCCCAAAAUGUAUUUUACGCUAGUACUUGCUAUGAUCCAUUGAAUGUGGCCACCGAAUUUGGUCACUUGGACCUGGUUAAGGUCAUUGUGGAAGAAAAAUCCAGCGCGUUCAAGCGAAACGAAUCUACAUUGGUUCUUGAUGGGCUGCGAGACAUUUGGAAUCCUUUCCAAUAUGCUAUCAUGUACGGACGCAAAGAAAUAGCUGCUUAUUUGCUCUCAAAGUGCCCAGCUUUGAUUGAUAUUAAAACGAAGGACGGAAAAAGCCCUAUGCACUUGGCAAUUCUUUUGAGAAAGUGGGAAGUACUAGAUUGGCUAGCUCAUUUACCAAACUCUGAUGUCAAAUCUUUGAUCCCGGACAGAGAUAGAAAAUGUUGGACGCAAUAUGAGCUUGAGAAUUAUGAGCACUUCUUGCUGCUUAAAAGUGAAGUCAAAGAAAAGGAUAAACAGGGGAGAACAGUCCUUCAUUACGCUGCGAAAUAUGGUUAUACAGAACUUGUUGCAAAGUUCCUCGAGGCCGAAGCCGACAUCGAUGCGAAGGAUGUUGACGGCUGGAACGCAUUACACUAUGCUUGUCUUUUAGACAAAAAUAUUGACACAAUUAAACUGCUACAUUCACGGAGCAAACACCUUGUUAAAACAAAGACAAGAAGAGGACAAACAGCUUUGCAUAUUAUUGUGGAAAAUUGCAACCAAAACGAUUGUGGAAGAGCCAUUUCAAGUAUUGUGGGCAUUGCGAAAUUCUUGGUUGAAGACGCUGGAGUCGAUUUAAGUGUCAGGGAUAGCCUAACAAACAAAGCUGCUAGUAUAGCUGCCGACAGAGAACUAGACAAAUCAUUAACCAUUUUUCUAAGAGCACAAUACAUCGAUCCCUCUACCGAGAAUGACUUGAAGAAUUCACCGGUACCUUUUUCUUUACAAGAAGCUGGUGAUUUACUGUCCCUGCAGCAGUGGAUUCAACAAGGCGGAGAAUUGUCAAUGAGAGAUGAAUAUGGACGUACGGCAUUACAAUUAACAGAAGAGAAAGGGAAGUUUAGAUUGUUACAUGUGAAGAACGAGCCUGGACUCAAUGAACAGUACAAAGAACGAAAGAGUGAGGGCUCGCUCUUGCUUGCCUGUAAACAAAAGAAUUGGGAUAAGAUUAAAAAUUUGCUUAAUACCAAGAAUUUGAGCAUUAACAGGCAAGACAAAGAUGGAAGAACAGCUCUGCAAUAUGCCGCAGAAGAAGGAAACUUGGAUUUGGUUCAACAGUUGCUUAGCCAAAGAGCCGAUGUGCAUUUGAAGGAUCACAAUGGAUGGACUGCGUUACAUUACGCCAUUCUUACGAACAAUCAUGUUUUGUUUCAAAAGCUGCUCGACAGUGGUGCUGAAAUCAAUACGAAAACUAAAAGAGGAGAGACAGCUCUGCACCUCACAGCCUACAAAGGCUUUACAGAGUUAACGCAGAAAUUGAUUCAGUGUGGCGCGGAUGUAAAUUCGAAGAACAAUCAUGGCUUAACAUGUUUAAACUUCGCCACAAUUAAUAGAAAUCAGAAAUUGUUGGAAGUUCUCUUGAAUAAUAAUGCUGACGUAAACAAUGAAAGUCAGUAUCUAGGAUGUACCGCUCUACACCUUGCAGCAUUAGAGAACUAUCCAGAAAUUUUGGAAAAGCUGGUCAAUCACGGUGCCGCUGUGAAUUUAAAAGAUAAAGAUGGAUGGACAUCUCUACACAUAGCUGCAAGGUUUAACCCAGAACUGUGCCAAAAGCUGCUAUACCACGGUGCCGAUGUGAAUUUAAAACAAAGAGAUGGAUGGACAUCUCUGCACUUAGCUGCAAGAUUUAACCCAGAACUAAGUCAAAAUCUGUUGGACCACGGCGCCGAUGUGAAUUUAAAACAAACUGAAGGAUGGACUACUCUGCACAUAGCUGCAAGAUAUACUCCAAAAUUAGGAAAGCUGCUCUACCACGGCGCUGAUGUGAAUUCAAAAGAAGGAAAUGGAAUGACCGCUCUAUAUAUCGCUGUUGCGCAACAUAACUUUGAAUUAUUGCAAAAGCUGCUCGACUACGGCGUUGAUGUGGAUUCACAACUCCAAAAUGGAUGGACUGCACUGCACCUGGCAAUAGAUUUGAACUGCCCAGAAUCAGUGCAAAAGCUUCUCGAAAAGGGUGCUGAUAUUAAUGUACAAAACGUCAAUGGAUGCAGCGCCCUUGAAUUUGCAAAAGCACAGAACUAUGGAGCACUUGAGGAAAUGCUGCUCGACCAAAGUAUUUGUAAUAGUACAAAGCAAACGUCAGAAAUUCCGGCACUACAACUCGCCAUCGGUUCAAAUAAUUUGGAAGCUGCUGAAGACCUUAUUAAUAAUGGCGGUGAUUUGACUGUUCGAGAUAAGAACGGAAGAAACAUUUUACGACAUGCUUUAAAGCACUUUGAAAUGGUGAAAUUCUUGCAUGAGAAAAAUGGUGAAUUAGUGAAGCAAGUGACAAAUAAUGGCAAUACAUACCUGCACAUUGCCACUGAAAACGAUGACUGCCCCUUUGAAGUGAUCCGUUGGCUCAUCGAAGAAAUUGCAAUCGAUGUGAAUGUGACUAAUGAACUCGGUGAAACGGCGUUCAUGAUUGCAUGUAGAAAGAAUCGAAGCGACGUCGUCGAAUAUUUUUUGUCACAUGAGGGCAUCGACUUAAGCAAAGAAGAUACAGGUGGGAGGACUGCCCUGCACCACGCCGCCAGAUCAGGAUGUGUGGAUUUAGUGCGAAAUCUGCUCGAUCGUGGCGCUGAUUUGACAAAGAAGGACACUUACAACAGAAAUGUCAUGUUCUAUGGAUUAAAAAAAAUUGAAAUGAUUUUAUAUCUAUAUAGGAAAAACGUUGAAUUCGUUAAGGAAUUGGAUAGGAGACAAACCACUUUACUUCUGUAUGCGAUUAAAACAGAUAUUAGAGUUGAAAAGGAUGUGGUUCAUUGGCUAAUUGAGGAAUCGGGAAUCAAUCUAAAUGCCGUGGACAAAGACGGCGAUUCAGCUAUUAUUAUUGCUUGCAAGAAGAGAAAGUGGGAUUUUGUCGAAACUCUGUUGACGAAGGAUGUGAAUGUCCGAGUUAAAGACACAAAAGGAAAAACCCUUCUCAACUGUGCUGCAGAAACAGGAAAUCUGGAUUUGGUGAAGAAGCUGGUCGAACGAGGUGUCGAUCCGACUUUGAAAGACAAUCUCGGAAAGAAUACAUUGCACUACGCACUGCAAUACUUGGACAUUGUGAAAAGUUUGGACAGAGCGCUGGUGAAGGAAGUGACCAAAGAUAAAAGCACUUCCUUGCACCUUGCAAUCGGGAUGUUUGAAUAUUCGAUUGAAGUGAUUCGCUGGCUCUUGGAUGAGGCUGAGGUAGACGUAAACGCUAAAAAUGAAAAUGGCGAGACUGCGUUGAUGACAGCCUGUUCAAAAAAUAGAUUUGAAGUCAUCCAAAUUCUUCUGGACAGAAAAGCAGACGUCAGCACUCAGGAUCACAAAGGACAAACUGCUCUGCACCAUGCUGCAAGAUCGGGACACUUAGACUUAAUUAAACUGCUGUUUUAUCAUUUAGCCUCGAAGAAGGUUGAAGAUGACUCGUCGAUCAUCCUACAGACUCUCGUUGAGCUCGUCAAACAAGUUGACAAGGAGGACAACACAUUGUUAAUCUUGGCGAUGAAAAGUAGCAAGAAGGUUGAUGAGAAUGUGAUUAGUUGGCUUCUCGAGGACAUCAAAUUAGAUUUGAAUGCCAAAUUAGAUUUGAAUGCAGUUAACUGCAAAGGCGAAUCAGCGCUUCUUCUUGCUUGCAAGCACAAGAAAUGGGAAGCCGUCGAUAUUUUGUUGUUCAGAGAAGACACAGACAUCGGUUCCAAAGAUCAGAAAGGAAGAUCUCCUUUGCACUGGGCUGCAGCGUCUGGAAACUUGGAUGUAGUGCGGAAGCUGAUCGAUCGUGGCGCUGACUUGACUUUGAAGGACAGCGACGGAAUGAACGUGUUGCACCAUGCCCUGAAAGACGUCGAAACGGUCAAAUUCCUCCACAGGCUGAACAAUGGGCUUGUAAAGGAAAUAACUGAAAACGGAAGUACCUGUUUGCACCUGGCAAUCAUUCGCGGCUUACCGGAAGUGAUUCGUUGGCUAGUCGAUGAGGAAAUCAAAGUCGAGCUGGACAAAUGUAAUGAGCUUGGUUUGACCGCUCUUAUUCUUGCAUGCCGCAGAAAUAUGUGGGAGGUCGUUGAGCUUUUGGUGUACAAGAACGUGGACAUCAGCAAACCAGACCGAGCGGGUAAAACUGCUCUUAACUACGCUGAAGAAUCAGGACAUUUUGAAUUAGUGGAAAAACUGCGCGUGUUAAGCGAUAUUAAAUAAUGAUGUGAUUAUUUUUUAUUAACUUUAAUUUAAAGGGAAAAUAAUAUUAGAUAGCUUUGUGUUGAACUGUAUUAUAAAUUAAAAUACCUGUUUUUUCCUGUUUACCCUGUAGGGAAGGUUGAAUUAAUGUAUAUCUUUUAGUUCUUUCAUUAAUUUUGUAGUGACAAAUUAAAUAAAAUUGUUAUAAUAA
Cloeon dipterum is the source of this 7846-nucleotide messenger RNA. RefSeq lists its product as uncharacterized. Gene Ontology annotation, biological process: proteolysis. Lineage: Eukaryota; Metazoa; Arthropoda; Insecta; Ephemeroptera; Baetidae. The record is from RefSeq and is a predicted model, not a curated record. Gene Ontology annotation, molecular function: cysteine-type endopeptidase activity; protein binding.